Pungitius pungitius (ninespine stickleback) is the source of this 3843-nucleotide messenger RNA. It is a transcript of the gene cnnm4b, whose product is annotated as metal transporter CNNM4. The coding region runs from base 610 to 3018 and encodes 802 amino acids. Gene Ontology annotation, molecular function: sodium ion transmembrane transporter activity; magnesium ion transmembrane transporter activity. The transcript has 7 exons. Gene Ontology annotation, biological process: magnesium ion transport; magnesium ion homeostasis; intracellular manganese ion homeostasis. Gene Ontology annotation, cellular component: cytoplasm; plasma membrane. NCBI's taxonomy places the organism in Eukaryota, Metazoa, Chordata, Actinopteri, Perciformes, Gasterosteidae. The record is from RefSeq and is a predicted model, not a curated record.
AACUGUUUAUAUAUACAGUAAGUACAAGGACGCAUCAAUAUUAAUAAUUCAAUAAAAUGGGGAACUCAUUUCUAUGUGAAUCACACUGUUUUACAACCUUCAGCCAUCAGGCUGCACUGCGCGUCAUUUCACCACAAGGUGGAGCUCUGUUCUUAGAAAAUAAAUUGAAUCCAAUGCCAUGUGUCCUUCAAUAUAGGCUUGUAGACGAGUUGAAAAGAAGGAAAUCACAAUUGAAAUCUGGAUCAUUGCUGAUGAAGGAGAACGUACAAUGACGGAUGCAUUCAUGUGAAUUCCGUUGUACUCUUAUUUUUCAGCUUCUAUAAUAAAAUAAAAAAUAAACAGGCAAAUGUAUGAUUUAGAAAUGUAAAAUCAGUAAGAAAUACAUAAGAAAUUUAGCUAUGUUACACAUGGCAGUCCACCUUAAAAAAGAAAAUAAAAAGAAAAAACAGUCGACCUUAAAAACGAGGGCUGAAGGGGGCUCGGUCGCAUGACGUAUCCCCCGCUGAUUGGCCGCAUUGUCGAUGUAGCGGUUAUGCAAAUGAGCAGGUUGGGCUCGUGGAAACGAGUAGGUGACGUCAGUUCCCCCAACUCGCAGAGAGCGAAACAAACAUGGCGAUGGACUCGAGUGGACCGGGGUUCACGCUAACUUUACUCCUCCUUUACUGCGUUUUCGCGGGCGCCCGGGCCGAGGGGCCGGCGGCGGGGGCGGCCAGCGGGCCCCGGAUACUCGGCAUGCGGCUGGAGAGGAGCGACACGCCGGCCGGGACCACCGAGCGAGGAGUCAUCCAGGUAACCGAGGGCAGCGACAUCCUCUUCAGGUUCUACGGGCUCCACCUGCUGCCCAACACCUCGGCGCUCAUCAAGUUCACGGAACUCUACUCCAGCGACAAGGAGGACGACACCUUCGGCGCCCUGGCGUCGCCCGUCAACAGGACUUGUUCCGAGCUCACGAAGGACAUAGAGGUGAAGGGGUCCAUGGCGGUGACCAACCAGAACACCUCCGGGGUGGUCCAGCUCCGGAUCAAGCAGCUCCGCAAGAGCGAGGUGGUCAAGGUGUUCGGCGUGUGCGUGCGCGACACGCAGGAGAAGGAGGAGACGUACUACCUGAUGGACGACAGGGACGGCCGGGUGCGAGUGGUGGAGGUGGCCAAGUCCCUGCUGCCCACCUGGCUGCAGGUGAUCCUCAUCUGCUUCCUGCUGGUGCUGUCCGGCAUGUUCAGCGGGCUCAACCUCGGGCUGAUGGCGCUGGACCCGAUGGAGCUGCGCAUCGUGCGCGACUACGGCUCCGAGAAGGAGAAGAAGUACGCGGCGAAGAUCGAGCCCAUCCGCCAGAAGGGCAACUACCUGCUGUGCUCGCUGCUCCUCGGCAACGUCCUGGUCAACACCACCCUCACCAUCCUGCUGGACGACCUCACCAAGUCCGGCGUCGGCGCCGUGGUGGCCUCCACGGUGGGCAUCGUGAUCUUCGGCGAGAUCGUGCCGCAGGCGCUGUGCUCCCGGCACGGCCUGGCGGUGGGGGCCAACACCAUCAUGGUCACCAAGCUGUUCAUGCUGCUGACCUUCCCCCUGUCGUGGCCCAUCAGCAAGGUGCUGGACUGCGUCCUGGGCCAGGAGAUCGGCACCGUGUACAGCCGGGAGAAGCUGCUGGGGAUGCUGAAGGUCACGCAGCCCUUCAACGACCUGGUGAAGGAGGAGCUCAACAUGAUCCAGGGCGCCCUGGAGCUCCGCAGCAAGACGGUGGAGGACGUCAUGACGCCGGUGGGGGACUGCUUCAUGAUCCGCAGCGACGGCGUGCUGGACUUCAACACCAUGUCGGAGAUCAUGGAGAGCGGGUACACGCGCAUCCCCGUGUACGAGCACGAGCGCUCCAACAUCGUGGACAUCCUGUACGUCAAGGACCUGGCCUUCGUGGACCCGGACGACUGCACCACGCUGAAGACCAUCACCAAGUUCUACAACCACCCGGUGCACUUCGUCUUCCACGACACCAAGCUGGACUCCAUGCUGGAGGAGUUCAAGAAAGGAAAAUCCCACCUGGCCAUCGUCCAGAAGGUGAACAACGAGGGGGAGGGGGACCCCUUCUACGAGGUGCUGGGCCUGGUCACCCUGGAGGACGUCAUCGAGGAGAUCAUCAAGUCCGAGAUCCUGGACGAGUCGGACCUCUACACCGAUAACCGCAACAGGAAAAAGGUGGCGCCCAAUAAGAAUAAGAGGGACUUCUCCGCCUUCAAGCAGAGCGAGAGCGAAUCAAAAGUGAAGAUCUCCCCUCAGCUGCUGCUGGCCGCCCAUCGCUUCCUGGCUACAGAGGUGAGCUUGUUCAGCCCGUCUCAGGUGUCGGACAAGGUGCUGCUGAGGAUCCUCCGCCACCCCGACGUCAUCCAGGAGAUCAAGUUCAGCGCCGCCGACAAGCUCUCGGCCCAACACUACGUCUACCAGCGGGGAAAGCCUGUGGACUACUUCGUCCUCAUCCUGCAGGGGCGGGUGGAGGUGGAGGCCGGCAACGAGAACAUGAAGUUUGAGACCGGACCUUUCUCCUUCUACGGCGUCAUGGCGAUCAGCGUCCCCACCCUGGAGUUCCGCUCGCCGUCCCACCUCAGCGGGUUGAACCGCACGGCCUCCCUGAGCGGCGCCGACCGGACGGACUCGCUCUACGGCAGCAACGGCCAGCUCAACAGCGCCGUGCCGGCGCCGGCGGCGCAGCAGUACACGCCCGACUUCUACGUGCGAGCCCUCACCGACCUGCAGUUUGUCAAGAUCACCAGGGCCCAGUACCAGAACGGCCUGGUGGCGUCGCGUCUGGACAGCACGCCGCAGUCCCCGGAGAGCGGCCACAGCGGCGCGCCGUGCCUGGAUCAGACGCCGACACCCGGCGCCGCCGACGCCGCCGCCCUCACGUACCCGGGAGCCGACUCCACCCCGACGGAGAACGGGCCGGACGAAACCACGCUGCUCCUCCUCAACGAGCAGAACUCGCCGAAUGCAGCCAACCACCACAGCCAGCUGGACAACAGCGUCUGACUACACCACCCAACUACACCACCACCAACUACACCACCGUCUGCACGCAUGCACUACUGCGCCCAAAUGUAUGCUGAGGAACCGCAGCGUGUUUCUGUGUGUCUGUGUCUGUGUGUGUGUGUGUGUGUGUGUGUGUGUGUUUGGGUGUUAGUAGGAAUGAGACAAAAAGAGACAAGCCAUGUGCUUAUUGUGUAAAUAUGCAAAGGGUGAAACGCACACAUUGUGUUGUGGUAACAUUUCCAUUGUAAAGACUCAACACGCACCCACGGUGGUUCAUGGGCAGAGACGUGUGUGUGUGUGUGUGUGUGUGUGUGUGUGUGUGUGUGUGUGUGUGUGUGUGUGUGUGUGUGUGUGUGGUUGCACGCCCUCCUUAACGCAUUAACUGAUCUGAAGGACCUGCCCGUUGUGGACCAAGAAGUGAAGAACUAGCAACCCCCCCCCCCCCCCACCCGUGCGUGUGUGUUUUUAACUAUACGUACGUGUGUGUGUGUGUGUUGCUUCCUGUUUACUCAAUCAGAGAUACAGGGAGACUCUGCCCUCCUCCAAGCGCCCCCCCCCCCUCCUUUGUACUUGCACGCGUAAACCAAAAGCCCCCCCCACCAGGACCCCCCCCCUCCCCAUACAUCCGUACAGCUAGGAGACAAAGACGACACCAGCGUGUCACAGUCCAAAUCAAAGUAAUAACAAAGUAAUAUAUGUUCUUCAGAAGUCUAGUGAGAUAUUUAUUGGUGGAUUCUGUGCAACGGCGACAAAAGACCUUCACUAUAUUGUUGUUGUUUCCCUUCUCGAGGUGAGUCGCUAGGAGCCCCCCCCCCCCCCCCGGCC